Messenger RNA from Nylanderia fulva, 2440 nucleotides. Lineage: Eukaryota; Metazoa; Arthropoda; Insecta; Hymenoptera; Formicidae. The record is from RefSeq and is a predicted model, not a curated record.
UGAAGCUCUUGAUCCUGAAUCUACAGAUAUAUUUUAUCAAUCUUUGACAGAUGAUCAUUAUCCACAUAGACCAAACGAAUUAGAAAAUACGUCUCUUUAUGAAUUUGCACAGUGGUACGAUAUCUCAAAGAUCAAACCGAAAAAUAAGUUUAUUGAAUAUUAUAAAAUAGGUAAUGGUUGUUAUCUUAAACGGCGACAGCGCGGAUAUCUUAUUAAUCAUUUUAGAUAUAAUGUUAAUACACAGCCGGAAAAUUAUUUCUUUGCGUUAUUGCUUAUGUUUAAACCAUGGCGAAAAUUAGAGGAUCUUAAAAAUGAAUGCGAUACUUAUACCGAAUCGUUUCACAAAGUAAAACUGCAUCUUAAAGAAGCAUUGCAAUAUCAUGAAAGAUUAGAAGAAUUGCAAAAAGCAUUUGAAACUGCAAAACAGUUAGUUCAGCAAUGCUUAGAUGACGAUUUGCAAAAAGAGCAGUCUCAGGAUGAUCCUGAAAAUGCAAUAGGUAUUCAAAAUAUAGAGGCUGGUGAAGCAAUGCAAGAUUUUAAAGAUCUUGGUGAUAGAGCAAUUCAAGAAAUUGAUGUAUCUGACAUGAUAGUAAAAUUAAAUACGGAUCAAAAACGAGUAUUUGAUAAAGUUACCAAUGCUGUAGAGUCCGAUAAAUCAAUAUUACGAUUAUAUGUUAGCGGAGAAGGUGGUACUGGAAAAAGUUUCUUAAUCAAGACUAUUAAAUGCUGGAUAAAACAAAAUCUCAACAAAGAUACUGCUGUAACAGCACCUACUGGUAUAGCAGCAUUUAAUAUAGAUGGUUUGACAGUUCAUAGAUUGCUUCAAUUACCCGUUGAACAUGGUCAAACUCAUAAGUAUAAACAAUUAUCUGAUUGUGUAUUAAAAGUUUUACGAACAGAUCUUAAAGAUGUUAUUCUUUUCGUAAUUGAUGAAGUGUCAAUGAUAUCUAAUUUGACUUUAAUAUAUAUUCAUCUUCGAUUGUCUGAGAUAUUUGAUACUAGUGAUUGCGAUGAUGGUUGGUUUGGUCGAAAGCAUAUUCUUUUAUUCGGAGACUUGCUUCAAUUGCCUCCUGUACGCGAAGAUCUUAUCUUUACACAUUUAUCCGCAAAAAUUGCUAAUUAUCUUGGUUCUUUAAAUGCUGUUAAUUUAUGGAUUACAUUAUUUGAAUAUGAUGAAUUGAUAAUCAAUAUGCGUCAGCAAGGAGAUAAUUCAUACCGUGAAUUAUUGUCGCGAAUUCGUAUUGGUUUAGUGACAAAAUCUGAUUGUAAAAUUCUAGAGAGUAGAAAAAUAUCUUUCAAAGCUGAUUCUUUCGAAUCUAGAUUAAAUGAAUUAUGUGAUUUUAUUAACAGUUUAUCAUCGGACACUGUUUGUUUAUUUCCUACUUGUAAUAUGUGUGAUGUCCUUAAUAAUGCAAUGUUAAGUCGCAUUACUUCCAAAGAAAUAUUAUUAAUUGCUGAAGAUACGAUUGAUUGUACAUCAUAUGUAAAAAAGAAAGUAUUAAAAGUAUUGUCAAAUAACGAUGAUGAUAGUUCUCGAACAGCUGGACUUUCAAAACAAAUUACAAUUAAAAUUGGAGCAAAAGUUAUGAUUCGGCGUAACAUCGAUGCCAGUUUGGGUCUUGUAAACGGUACAAUUGCUAAAGUAAUUUCAAUUGUACGAGAAACAUCUACUGAUGACGUAGAAAAGAUUAAACUUCUUUUACCAUCAGGUUUAGAAUAUGAAAUUGAAAGAGUAACGGCUAAAUUUCAGGUAUUGGAUAGAGCGUAUGUGAUUCGAAAACAAUUUCCAUUAUCUUUAAGUUAUGGCAUCACUAUUCAUAAAAGCCAAGGAUUAAGUUUGCAAAGUGUUGUUAUGGAUAUUGGCAACUCUGUAUUUAGUUGUGGUCAAAUUUAUGUUGCCUUGUCGCGAGUAACAUCUCUAGAAGGAGUGCAUUUAAUAAACUUUGAUCCUUCAGCAGUAAUAGCUAACGAAAAAGCUAUUAUUGAAUAUAAUCGUUUAAAACAGAUAUACAAUCCGAAAGCAGAAAUGAUUGCUGUGUCAAAAGAACGUUGUCGUAAAGUAAAAGAUGUUCCAUGGGCGUUACCAAAAAUAGUUACUUCUGUUCAAAAAUCAAAUUCAGAUCGAAAAAUUCAACAUACGGUUUCAAAGAAAAGAAUUCAAAGCACUGCUUGGAUCAUACGUGGUUUUCAGAAUACAGACAAGAUUUCAUGUUAUGCAAAUACAGUAUUGCAAUGUUUAUUACAUUUAAAUAUUAUUAAGCAGCAGUUGAUUAAUUGCGAUAAAACAGACGUUUUACCACAAGAUGGUAAAUUAAUAAAAGCAGAAAACAAAUUUAAUUUAUGUGCUGUUCCAACAACUAAAGUAUUAAUAGCGGGACAAUUGUACAAGACGAUGAGUGCUAUACUUUAUGAUAGUUCGUGCACCGAUGAAGGUCAUUAU